CCUCCUGCUCCCACGGCUGUUGAGGCCGCCAGCGAUUAUCACUUCUGCCUCUGCCGCAGGCUAUUAUUUGGACUGUAUCGGUCUGUUGCUUUACUUUCAUAGUAUUGGCCAUUGCCAGAGGUUCCCAUUCGGUACCUGAGUGUCGCAGCUGCAUCCUCGAUAGAGUAUGAUUGUCGCAGGGAAAUUGGUGUCGCCAGGCGCCGGCCGGACGGCCUUUCUUCGAGGCCAUAUUACUUCUACGAGUGUUACAUCCGGAAGAGCGCCAGUCCUCCGAUCCUUGACGCAGACACGCUUGCUGAGCCGCUCCCGCCUAGAGCGACCGCCGACCAAUGCUUUUCAAUCUUAUAAUCCUAUCCUCCCCGUCUUCUCUCAGGCUUCUCCCUUCCAGAUCAAUUUAAUACGAGUUCUCCUCCCUGCUAAAAGAGCUUUCCAGACAUCAAGUCUCCGCCGGCAACAGCAGCAGGAGAAGUCAGAAACAGGAAAAACCACGAGUGAAUCAGCGAGCCAGGAAUCGGCUGAAAGUGGUGGUCAGAAAAAUGAGGAGGCAGGUGAGAAGGAGACCAAGAAGGAAAAGGAGGCUCCUCCCCCGCCACCCCCUCAUGGCGACAAGACUCCCUGGCAGGUGUUCACGGAAACAUUAAGGUCUGAAUUCAAAGCGUCGAAGGAGUGGAACGAGUCCACAAAGGCCCUAGCUUCCUCGGCAAAUCAAUUCACAGAGAGUGAAUCGGUUCGAAGGGCACGCGCUGCGUACCAGGCUGCUUCCGAUGCUGCUUCUUCUACAACGUCCUCUGCUCUGAAACAGACGGGCCGAGCGCUUGGAAAGGGAGCAGCCUGGACUUGGGACACGUCAGUAGUUAAGGGCCUCCGGAAGGGUGUCACUGCUACCGGUAAAGGUAUCGAGAAGGUUACUAAGCCGGUCCGCGACACUAAGGCCUACAAAGAGAUGAAAGAGGUCAUAGAUGAUGGUAGCAGCUCUCGCUAUGGAGGCUGGGUUGAAAAGGAAGAGCGAAGGAAGCAAAGAGAAUUAAGAGAACUUAGAGAUGUGAAGGAGGGCAAACUUCACAAAGUGGAACCAAUGGAAGAGGACCCCAACGCUGGCACAAAUAUCACUGUCCAUAAAGAUGCCGCCUGGAAGGAAUCCUGGCGUGAAUUCAGGGAUUCCAGCCGCAUCAUGCAACAAUACUUUAAUCUCAAAAAUACCUACAAUGAAUCUGAGAAUCCUUUAAUUUCCACCGCCCGCAGCAUAUCUGACCGAGUGGCGGGCUUCUUCGCCGAGAACGAAACCGCAAUGGUGAUCAAGAAAUUUCGCCAGAUGGAUCCCAACUUCCAGAUCGAACCAUUCUUGCGCGAGAUGCGAGAGUAUAUACUCCCCGAAGUUUUAGAUGCCUACGUCAAGGGUGAUGCUGAGACCCUUAAGCUUUGGCUAUCCGAUGCGCAAUUCCAUGUGUACGCAGCUCUGGCAAAACAAUAUACCACUGCGGGCCUAAAAUCAGAUGGCCGUAUCCUUGAUAUUCGCCAUGUGGACAUCUCCCAUGCGCGGAUGUUGGAGCCGGGGGACAUUCCUGUUUUCAUCGUGACUUGCCGAACUCAGGAGGUGCAUGUUUAUCGCAACGCCAAAACGAACGAGCUCGCUGCCGGUAUGGAAGAUAAAGUCCAAUUAGUGACUUAUGCAAUCGGCGUGACCAGAAUUCCGGAGGACGUUAAUAAUCCGGAAACCAGAGGUUGGAGAAUGAUUGAGCUUCAAAAGUCCGGCCGGGACUAUAUAUGAUCGAAGUCCCAAUUUUGAUCUCUUUCAAUAAAAAUAAAAGAAGCGAAUGUCGUUUAUUCUUUCCAGGUCCAUCUUUGCCCUUCCUGCACGGUUUAAUCCCUGCCUGUUUUAGUACUAUUAUGUCGAUUCCCUUUCUUUGUCCUGCAUAGCCCUGGCCUUUGGAGCUAUUCCCGUCCUCGAUGUACACUAUUAUUUGGAGUCCAUAUAGAUCAUGAUCUGGUGGGAUAAAUGCCUUUUCUUUUCAUUUCUUUACGUUGUCUCCUUCGAUGCGUGGGCGCCUGUGACUUGCACCGGUUUUUCUUCCCAUAUGGUUGCAAAGGGGUUGGAUUUGUUAGUUUACGAGAUGCGUCAUCCUCUCUUCUCAUGGAUAUUCACUGUAAAUACAAGCAAGCUUUUAGGGCCUGCGGUCUGGAAAAUAAUAAGAUUGUCUCUCUUCAGCUUGAGCCUCUUGAAAAUGCC
Molecule: messenger RNA, 2227 nt
Organism: Coccidioides immitis RS
Lineage: Eukaryota; Fungi; Ascomycota; Eurotiomycetes; Onygenales; Onygenaceae
Product: mitochondrial inner membrane translocase subunit TIM44
Exons: 2
Coding region: 167-1768 (533 amino acids)
Biological process (GO): protein import into mitochondrial matrix
Cellular component (GO): mitochondrial inner membrane
Molecular function (GO): protein-folding chaperone binding
Source: RefSeq, a predicted model, not a curated record